Lathyrus oleraceus (garden pea) is the source of this 3974-nucleotide messenger RNA. RefSeq names its product ABC transporter G family member 7. Gene Ontology annotation, biological process: transmembrane transport. Bases 188 to 2374 code for a protein of 728 amino acids. The transcript has 12 exons. The record is from RefSeq and is a predicted model, not a curated record. Gene Ontology annotation, cellular component: membrane. NCBI's taxonomy places the organism in Eukaryota, Viridiplantae, Streptophyta, Magnoliopsida, Fabales, Fabaceae. Gene Ontology annotation, molecular function: ATP binding; ATP hydrolysis activity; ABC-type transporter activity.
CAAAACGCCAAACAGUGGAAUUUCGUCCCCUUUUUCUACUCGUCUUAUCUACACAAAACUGGACACGCGUCACCCAUGCUCUUCACUCACAAAACGCCGUCGUUCCUCCCUGAUUUUCGUUUUUCCUCAUUUCUCUAUUCAAACCUUAAACUUCACUUCACAGCUCCUAGUUCCGACGGAAACGAUAAUGGUGGUUUUUGGCGGGAAAAAGGUUCACCAAAUUGUCACCGGAUUCGGCGGCAGCGGCCUUGGCCAGAUAGUCGCCGCCGUCGCUGUAUCCUUCCUUGUUCGAAUCUUCUCCGCUCCCGGUCCCGCUCUCUUGCCGGAGAACGACGAUGACGACGAUGUUCCGAGUAACGAUUCCCCCGACGGUGAACCUCCAACUCCCUCCGGAAAGGUUACGCCGGUUACAAUUCGCUGGAACAGUAUUAAUUGUUCGCUAUCCGAUAAAUCCUCCAAGUCCGUGAGGUUUCUGCUUAAAAAUGUGAGUGGAGAAGCAAAACCAGGAAAAUUAUUAGCCAUAAUGGGGCCUUCAGGUUCAGGGAAGACAACAUUGCUCAAUGUUCUUGCCGGUCAGUUGGCAGCGUCGCCUCGGCUUCAUCUGAGUGGCCUUUUGGAGUUCAAUGGAAAACCUAGUUCUAGGAAUAGUUACAAGUUUGCAUACGUGAGACAGGAGGAUCUAUUCUUUUCACAGCUUACUGUGAGGGAAACAUUGUCUCUUGCUAUUGAGCUACAGCUUCCCAAUAUAUCUUCUGUUGAAGAGAGGGAUGAAUAUGUCAACAAUCUCCUAUUCAAGCUAGGCUUGGUCAGUUGUGCUGAUACCAAUGUUGGUGAUGCCAAAGUUCGUGGAAUAAGUGGUGGUGAAAAGAAACGUUUAUCCUUGGCAUGUGAACUGCUUGCAAGCCCAUCUGUUAUUUUUGCUGAUGAACCCACAACAGGACUUGAUGCCUUCCAGGCUGAGAAAGUUAUGGAAACUCUCCGACAACUUGCACUCGAUGGUCAUACUGUAAUAUGCUCUAUACAUCAGCCAAGAGGUUCCGUGUAUAGCAAAUUCGAUGACAUUGUUUUGCUAACUGAGGGUUCACUUGUUUAUGCCGGUCCUGCUCGCGAUGAACCGUUGGCGUACUUCUCAAAAUUUGGGUACCACUGCCCGGAUCAUGUAAAUCCUGCAGAAUUUUUGGCCGAUCUUAUAUCCAUAGACUACAGUUCUUCUGACAGUGUCCAUUCUUCUAAAAAAAGGAUCAAUGGGCUUGUUGAGUCUCUCUCACAAAAACUACCCACAAUAAUAUAUGCAACUCCAAUUACUUUAGACGACCUCUCAAAAAGUAGAAAAAGAAUUAGCAAGAGGACUAUAGCAAAAAGGAAAGGGGGGUGGUGGAAGCAAUUCUGGUUGCUUCUUAGACGGGCAUGGAUGCAGGCUUCCCGCGAUGCACCUACCAACAAAGUUCGGGCGAGGAUGUCAAUUGCAUCAGCAGUUAUCUUUGGUUCAGUUUUUUGGCGAAUGGGAAAAUCUCAGACUUCAAUACAAGACAGAAUGGGAUUGCUUCAGGUUGCUGCAAUAAACACCGCUAUGGCUGCUCUCACAAAGACUGGAGGUGUGUUUCCAAAGGAACGGGCAAUUGUUGAUAGAGAACGUGCUAAAGGCUCCUAUUCCUUAGGCCCCUAUCUGUUUUCGAAACUCUUGGCUGAGAUUCCAAUUGGAGCAGCAUUUCCAUUAAUGUUCGGUGCUGUUUUGUACCCAAUGGCACGUCUCCAUCCUACUUUGAUGAGAUUUGGGAAAUUCUGUGGAAUCGUUACUGCGGAGUCUUUUGCUGCAUCUGCGAUGGGUCUUACUGUUGGUGCUAUGGUUCCAACUACUGAAGCAGCAAUGGCAGUAGGCCCCUCUCUUAUGACAGUUUUUAUAGUAUUUGGUGGCUACUAUGUUAACCCGGAAAAUACCCCGAUUAUCUUCCGCUGGAUUCCUAGUGUUUCUCUGAUAAGAUGGGCCUUUCAAGGACUUUGCAUCAAUGAAUUUCGUGGUCUUCAAUUUGAUCACCAGCAUUCAUUUGAUAUUCAAACUGGAGAACAGGCACUGGAGCGUCUUUCAUUUGGAAAAACUACAAUUAGGGAUACGCUGGCAGCACAAAAUAGAAUAUUGUUAUUUUGGUAUUGCACCACCUACCUUCUCCUUGAGAAAAACAAGCCCAAAUACCAGCAACUUGAAACAGCCCCUUCUGACCAUGACAAGCCGCAUUUAAAACUCGAGGAGUUCAAUUCUGAACAGUCUGAUCUGACAUAUGAAGCACCAGACGUCAGCCAAGUUGGUUCCGACGAGCCCCUCGAGUCACCUGAAGUAGACCCUGUUGGCUCUUUUAUCUUAGAAGGUGCUCAGUAGAGUGAUAUCUCUGCAAUGGAUGACCUUCAGUUACUGGGAUGCCGUUUCCUAUAGAACAAGACCACAAUCACUGAUAUCCACGAUGUCAUUAUUGGACAUCCAAAACACCAGCUUAGGUUAACAGAUUCUUACUCCUACCCAGCUGUAAUAAUAAACAGUGACAGUGGAUAAUUUUUAGCAGUUUCAUCUUUGGUUCAAUUAAUUAAAGUGACUAUUUUUCAUCAAGUGAUUAGAGCAUGUUGAAAUUGUCUAUGCAAUGAAAUUUUCCUGAUUAUGAAUAGUACCAUGACCAAUGAUGUAUGAAAAUUGAGGCUACCAGAAGGUUUAUUUUGUAUGACCCUGGUUUAAUAUUGACCUAGUGGACACUAACGUUCUAGAUAUUGCUUUUUCUUGCCCAAUAUUGGAGCAUUUAAGUCAUCUGUUUGGGUUAGUAAUAGAGUUACAAGGUCACUCUUUUGAAUUUAUAAUUUAUUUCUUUUUUCAAUUUGUUUACUUUAAUCGACUAAUCGUUGCGAUAUGUUCUUCUAUUAGUAAUUUCUAAAAUACAUUUUUUUAAAUAAAAAAGCGACAUGUUAAAUAAAUUAAGCAAGGCUACUAAUCAUCAUUUGACGUAUUACCAUUGUUUUUAUAAUGCAUCGUACCGUUUGCGGAUUUGCUUCAUGAUACUAGUUGAUUAAAAAAAUAAAUUUGUCUUCCAUAGUUCCAUUAUACUACUAUGGUUGAAUUGGUAAAGUGAAUGAUGAUAACAGUGAUUAGAUAGGAAACAAAUCCAACGUGAUGCAAAUAGAAAGAUAAGAAGGUUCUUGCUUAGCGUAAGGACUAUUCAAAUUAACCAACACGCCACCUCCAAAUAUAUGGUGUGACGUAAUCGCCAAUCUCUCUUUCUUGGAAUUAAGCUCUAUUUUACGCCAAAACUUCCACUCCACCGUCUUCAAAAAGUUGCAAUAAUUGAACCCGCAACAACAAAACACGCACAAUAUGUCUUAUUUAGGUGGCAAAGUCUUGUAUAUUCCUUCCAAUCACAAAUUGCAACCCUUGAUCUUUUUCAACUCCAACAAAAUGCAAACAAAAUCUCUUGCCUUAUCAUCAACCCCUCCUAGAUACAAUUCAAUACGGCGAAGUACACCAUUCAUUUCACAUAAUAACAGGAGUUUCAUCUCAGCUUCAAAAAGAGACUCGUUUGGCCAACAUUAUGAUGGCAAGAUGGUGGACGAAAACAUGAUCAUUCUUAGAAUGCGAAUCCGCGAGAUUGAGAUGCUGGAAAACAAGUCCAAACCUCCUUCUCAUUGGACAGAAUGGGAGAAGAAGUAUGUUGAGAAUUAUGGUUCGGAUGUAUGUGAUGGAGUUGGAUUGUUGCAAAGGAUGUUGAUGAACACUAGACCUGGCUUGGUUGUGGGAGUAUUAGCUAUGAUCAUGCUAAGCUUGUCAAUGUCCAUGUCACUACUUGUGUUUCAACUGAUGGAGUUGGCUAAUGCCUCAAUGCUAGCUUUUUCAUCCGUCUAGAUUUGGAGUUGGCUAUCAUGUCGCAAUUGUUACAUGUUCUUAUUUUUAUUUCACCAAUUCCAUGUAAGAAUUACGGUAAAAAAAUCAUAUUUUCUUA